This is a messenger RNA of Eurypyga helias (sunbittern), 735 nucleotides long. Its product is annotated as transmembrane protein 136-like. The record is from RefSeq and is a predicted model, not a curated record. Gene Ontology annotation, cellular component: membrane. The transcript is spliced from 2 exons. Bases 1 to 735 code for a protein of 244 amino acids. NCBI's taxonomy places the organism in Eukaryota, Metazoa, Chordata, Aves, Eurypygiformes, Eurypygidae.
AUGGUUUCCAUCGCUCUCCAGGUGACCGGCAGCCUCGCUGCCUGGCUGUGUCUGUACGCCUGCUUCUGCGCCUGGAACAGGCACCGGUCCUGCGAGUGGAGCUGUCGCUUGGUGACUCUGCUGCAUGGGGUGGUUGUCACCUGCCUCUCGGGUUACGUCGCGCUCUGGGACGGCCCCUGGCCUCUGACCCAUGCAGGUUCACCAAACACACCUCUUCAGAUCCAUGUGCUCUCCCUGACCUUGGGUUACUUCAUCUUCGACCUGGGCUGGUGCCUGUAUUUCCAGACUGAGGGGGACUUAAUGCUGUUCCAUCACACGCUGAGCAUCUGCGGCAUGAUCAUGGUGCUGUGGCUCGGGAAGUCUGCUACAGAAGUCAAUGCUGUUGUCUUUGUUAGCGAGAUUACCAACCCGCUGCUUCAGGCCCGCUGGUUUCUGCGGGAAAUAGGGUGCUACCACACUUUCAUGGGAGGGGUCGUGGAUUUCUUCUUUGUGCUCCUCUUCCUGGUGCUGAGAAUCGGAGGAGGAGCUUUCAUCAUGUAUGCAAUGGUGACAUCCCCUGAUCCCAGCUGGAUCCUCAAGGCUGGAGGCCUGGCCAUGUACCUCGUAUCUUUGGGAUUCAUGGUUGAAAUCUGCCACUUUGUCAGGAGGAAAAUGUUGAAAAAAUACCGUUCCUGGACAAGCCUAAGGAGUAUGAAUGCACCUGUGAAAACUAAUGGGCACUUGGCAGCUCAUUAA